Molecule: messenger RNA, 675 nt
Organism: Dufourea novaeangliae
Lineage: Eukaryota; Metazoa; Arthropoda; Insecta; Hymenoptera; Halictidae
Product: larval cuticle protein A3A-like
Exons: 4
Coding region: 1-675 (224 amino acids)
Cellular component (GO): extracellular matrix
Source: RefSeq, a predicted model, not a curated record
AUGAAUUCCAAAAUUGUCUGUUGUCUGGUCAGUUUCCUAAGUGUCGCCCGUGCUGGAUUAAUUGGGCAGACCACGGGAAUACUCGCCCCGGCCGGAACUACGGUGGCAGCAGCACUUCCAGCGCCUGCCGCGACCACAAUCGUCAGAACUGAAAAUUACGAUCCGAAUCCUCAAUACAGUUUCAGUUACAGCGUAGCCGAUGGUCUAACAGGUGAUAAUAAGGCCCAAGAGGAGACUCGUAACGGCGACGUGGUUCAGGGCAGUUACAGUUUAAUCGAACCAGACGGUUCGCGUCGCGUGGUGUCGUACGCCGCCGAUCCCAUCAACGGUUUCAACGCUGUCGUUCAAAAGGAUCCUAGCAUCACGGUGAAGACUGCCGUACGACCCGUGGUGGCUUCACCUUUACUCGCACGACCAGCCUCGGUAAUUGCUGCAGCCGCGCCCACCGCCGUGGCUGUUCGUCCGCAGGCUGCCACGCUGUUAGGCGCGCCUAUAUUGAGACAACCGUUGCUGACGACAGGACCAUCGGUGGCUACCACGAACCUAUUAGCCGCUAACGCAGGAUUGGUAGGACUCGGCGUGGGACUCGGGCUAAGACAAGGCUCGCUGUACGGUACGCAGGCUCUGCUCGCGGGUGCUGCUUACGGCACUGGAGGCAUCGUUAAAGUUCACUAG